CUGAAUUCACCGUAACAACGGCCGCGCUGAACAAGAUGGCUGAGCGUCGGCUAGCGAGAGGCUGAGAAGACAGCAAAUUAAUUCCAUUUUUAGCCGGGGAAACAGCUGUUUAUAGCCGAGAACUCUAAACUAUCAGGAAAAUAAACGCUCCGUCUUGUUAUGCUUAUACGUGCGUGUAUGCAGGGCUUAUUUCGUAUAUGAAGCGAAGGGGGUGUCCACCCAGCAUCACCCUGUGAUAAAGUCCUAUUAAUACAGUUAUUUUUCCUCUUACGUGAAGAGACACGAAGACGAAGACACAGAGCUGGCAGUAGCUUUUAUAACCGCAGAAAGAGAUGUCACUGCUGUGUGUUGGAGUGAAGAAAGCCAAGCUAGAUGGACCACAAGAGAAAUUCAACACCUAUGUGACACUUAAGGUGCAGAAUGUGAAGAGCACCACCAUUGCUGUGCGAGGCAGUCAGCCAUGUUGGGAACAGGACUUCAUGUUUGAGAUUAACAGGCUGGAUCUGGGACUGACGGUGGAGGUUUGGAACAAAGGCCUGAUCUGGGACACCAUGGUGGGCACCCUGUGGAUCCCUUUGCGCAACAUUCGCCAGUCCAAUGAGGAAGGACCAGGGCAAUGGCUGACCUUAGACUCUCAGGUCAUCAUGGCUGAAAAUGAGAUUUGUGGCACAAAAGACCCGACCUUUCACCGUGUGCUUCUGGACACCCGCUUUGAGCUACCUUUAGACAUUCCAGAGGAGGAGGCUCGCUACUGGGCCAAGAAACUGGAGCAGCUAAAUGCCAUGAGGGACCAAGAUUAUUCCUACCAGGAGGAGCAUGAGAGACCACUUCCAGUGCCAUCAACACAGUGCUGUAACUGGAGCCUAUGGGGGGACCAGCAAAAUGAUGAUCCAGACAGCGCAGUAGAUGACAGAGACAGCGAUUACCGCAGUGAGACGAGCAACAGCAUCCCUCCUCCCUACUACACCACGUCUCAGCCCAACGCCUCCAUGCACCAGUACCCCAUCCGACACAUGCACCACAGUUCCCGCUAUGACGACAUGCAUGACUAUGACUACGAUAAUCAGAGAGCCAUGAGCCCCACAGGCUCCAGCCGCUAUGCCUCCUCGGGUGAGCUGAGCCGUGGCAGCUCCCAGCUGAGCGAGGAGUUCGGCCCCGAGGAUGGUGAGAGCUUCCGCGGUUCAGGAGAGUUCUACGACGAGAACGAUUCCUACCACUCCUGCCACUCCUCGGUCAGCUACGGCAAAGACUCACCUGGCUGGGACCCAGAUGAGCCUCAGGGCGUCUAUAGUGAUGAGGGCAGCUACAUCAAAGAUGGUGGGGAAGAAGGCGCUCUGUACGAGGAUGAAGAUGGAGAGAUCUAUGAGCAGGAGGAAGGGGAUUACCCCUAUGAGGAAGAGGAGGAGGGAAUGGUCUAUGAGGAGGAUGAAGAGUACCCUCUGGACGGCAUGCUCAGCGAGGACCAAGAUCUGCCCUACACGCCCACCCCAACCAGCGUGGCUCCUUCGUUGGCUCCAGAGAUCUCCAGUAGCCGGCCACCUCUAGAGAAGCAGACGUCUCUGCACCAGCAGCAGCCCCCACAAACCCAGCCACCAUUCCAGCCCACGGAGCUUCACACGGAGGCUGUGCCAAAGCAGCAGAGCUUCGAUGAUUUUAGCAAACCCCCCAGCCCACCCCUGGACUCCAAGCAGGAACCCUUUGCCCCUGCAGCACUUCCACAGACACCUCCAGCAAAGCCCAUGGAGGAGCACCAUCCUCCAGCUGAGCCUUCAGCCACUGAGCACCCACCUGAAGCCCUGCCUGAGAAAACCGAGGCUCCCCCAGAAAGUGUGACGAGGCGUGAUGAGCUGGUGGACCCUGCUGAGAGGGCCAAAGCUAACUGGCUGCGACUCUUCAACAGGGUGCGCCUUCAACUGCAGGAGGCCCGGGGCGAAACUCCUGGACUGGCAUCACUGUUUCUACAAGCUGGGCCUGGAGGAGCUCUGUACAGCAUAGACAGCAUGCCUGACCUGCGCAAACGGAAGGCCAUCCCUCUGGUCCGAGAUUUGGCAAUGUCCCUCGUUCAGAACUCCCGCAAGGCUGGAAUCACCUCAGCGAUGGCCUCCAGCACUCUCAACAAUGAAGAGCUGAAGAGUCAUGUAUAUAAGAAGACCCUCCAGGCUCUUAUCUAUCCCAUCUCUUGCACUACACCCCAUAACUUCGAGGUGUGGACAGCCACCACACCCACCUACUGCUACGAGUGUGAGGGGCUGCUGUGGGGAAUCGCACGGCAGGGCAUGCGCUGUACAGAGUGUGGGGUUAAAUGCCAUGAGAAGUGCCAGGACCUGCUGAACGCUGACUGUUUGCAGAGAGCGGCAGAGAAAAGUUCUAAGCAUGGUGCAGAGGACCGCACACAGAACAUCAUUAUGGUGCUGAAGGACCGCAUGAAGAUCCGAGAAAGGAACAAGCCAGAGAUCUUCGAGCUCAUCCAGGAUGUGUUUGGAGUAAUUAAGGCCACUCACGUCGCAACGAUGAAGCAGGUCAAACAAAGCGUCCUGGAUGGAACAUCCAAGUGGUCAGCCAAGAUCAGCAUCACAGUGUUAUGUGCCCAGGGCCUCCAGGCCAAGGAUAAGACUGGCUCCAGUGACCCCUACGUCACAGUGCAAGUGGGCAAAACCAAGAAAAGGACUAAGACCAUCUACGGCAACCUUAACCCUGUGUGGGAUGAGUCCUUCAAUUUCGAGUGCCACAACUCCUCAGAUCGAAUCAAAGUGCGAGUGUGGGACGAGGACGAUGACAUCAAAUCACGUGUGAAGCAGAAGUUCAAGCGAGAGUCGGAUGACUUCCUAGGGCAGACUAUCAUCGAGGUGCGAACACUGAGCGGAGAGAUGGAUGUCUGGUACAAUCUGGACAAGCGUACAGACAAGUCUGCUGUGUCAGGAGCCAUCCGCAUGCACAUCAGCGUGGAGAUCAAAGGAGAGGAGACGGUGGCUCCUUACCAUGUCCAGUACACCUGCCUUCAUGAGAACCUCUUCCACUAUGUGACAGACCUCCAGAAUAAUGGUGUGGUGAAGAUUCCAGAUGCUAAAGGGGACGAUGCCUGGAAGGUCUACUUCGAAGAGACACCACAGGAGAUUGUGGAUGAAUUUGCUAUGCGUUACGGAGUGGAAUCUAUUUACCAAGCCAUGACACACUUCGCUUGUCUGUCAUCUAAGUACAUGUGCCCUGGAGUUCCUGCUGUGAUGAGCACUCUGUUGGCUAACAUAAAUGCCUACUACGCCCACACCACUCAGGCCACCAACAACGUCUCUGCCUCCGAUCGCUUUGCUGCCUCCAACUUUGGGAAAGAACGCUUCGUCAAGCUUCUGGACCAGCUACAUAAUUCACUGAGGAUUGAUCUCUCAAUGUACAGGAAUAACUUCCCAGCCAGCAGCCCUGAGAGACUGCAGGACCUCAAGUCCACUGUGGACCUACUGACCAGUAUUACUUUCUUCAGGAUGAAGGUCCAAGAGCUACAGAGCCCACCUCGUGCUAGCCAGGUUGUGAAAGACUGUGUGAAGGCCUGUCUCAACUCCACCUAUGAGUACAUCUUCAAUAACUGCCACGAGCUCUACAGCCGCGAGUACCAGACUGACCCGUCAAAGAAAGGUGAAGUUCCUCCAGAGGAGCAGGGUCCAAGCAUCAAGAACUUGGACUUCUGGUCUAAACUGAUCACUCUCAUUGUGUCCAUCAUUGAGGAGGACAAGAACUCUUACACCCCUUGCCUUAACCAGUUUCCCCAGGAGCUGAAUGUUGGGAAGAUAAGUGCAGAAGUCAUGUGGAAUCUGUUUGCCCAGGACAUGAAGUAUGCCAUGGAGGAGCAUGAAAAGAACCGCCUGUGUAAGAGCGCUGAUUACAUGAACCUGCACUUCAAAGUGAAGUGGCUCUACAAUGAGUACUGCAAAGACCUGCCUUUCUUCAAGAGCCGUGUGCCGGAGUACCCAGCGUGGUUUGAGCCUUUUGUCAUCCAGUGGCUAGAUGAGAAUGAGGAAGUUUCUCGAGACUUUCUGCAUGGAGCUCUGGAAAGGGACAAAAAAGAUGGAUACCAGCAGACUUCUGAGCAUGCUCUUUUCUCCUGCUCAGUCGUGGAUGUCUUUUCCCAGCUUAACCAGAGCUUUGAGAUCAUUAAAAAGUUGGAAUGCCCUGACCCACAGAUUGUGGGCCACUACAUGAAGAGAUUUGCAAAGACAAUAAGCAAUGUUCUGCUCUCUUAUGCUGAUAUAAUUUCCAGGGACUUCCCCAAUCACUGCACCAAGGAGAAAGUGAAUGCGAAAGAUGGCGCUAUAAAGCCUUGUAUCCUGAUCAACAACAUCCAGCAGCUCCGAGUUCAAUUGGAGAAAAUGUUUGAGGCCAUGGGGGGCAAAGAUCUGAAUGUUGAGGCCAGUGACAUCCUGAAGGAGUUGCAGGUGAAGCUCAACAAUGUGUUAGAUGACCUGGCAAGGAUCUUUGCAACCAGUUUCCAACCCAACAUAGAGGAGAACGUGAAGCAGAUGGGAGAUAUUCUGAGCCAAGUGAAAGGCACGGGCAAUGUUCCAGCUAGCGCAUGCAGCAGUGUGGCGCAGGAUGCAGACAACGUGCUGCAGCCUAUCAUGGACUUCCUGGACAGCAACCUGUCACUGUUUGCUAAGAUAUGCGAAAAGACUGUUCUGAAGCGGGUGCUAAAGGAGCUCUGGAAGCUUGUUAUGAACACCAUGGAGAAGACCAUUGUUUUGCCACCUCUAACUGACCAAACGAUGAUAGGCAGGGUGAAGCUUGCUUGUCACAGUGAUGGUACGCAGCUGAUCUUCAAUGCAGCUAAGGAGCUUGGCCAGCUUUCCAAGCUGAAGGAGCACAUGGUGCGUGAGGAGGCCAAGGCCUUAUCACCCAAGCAAUGUGCAGUCAUUGAGUUGGCUCUGGAUACCAUCAAGCAAUAUUUCCAUGCUGGAGGAGUAGGACUGAAGAAAACCUUCCUGGAGAAGAGUCCUGACCUGCAGUCUCUCCACUAUGCCCUGUCCCUCUACACACAGGCCACUGACAAGCUUAUCAAGACCUUUGUCCAGUCACAGAAUGCACAGGUUCAUGGAGGGAAGGGGGUGAGGUUCACCCAUAGCGAGGAUGUGUACCCCGAAAAGGGCUCCGGUGUGGAGGAUGCAGUGGGAGAGGUGUCCAUCCACGUGGAGAUCUUUACUCAUCCCAACACUGGUGAACACAAGGUCACAGUGAAAGUGGUGGCUGCAAAUGACCUGCGGUGGCAGACAUCAGGAAUAUUCCGGCCCUUCGUGGAGGUCUACAUUAUCGGCCCCCACCUGAGUGAUAAGAAGAGGAAGUACGCCACCAAAUCAAAGAACAACAGCUGGGCUCCCAAAUACAAUGAAACAUUCACAUUCACGCUGAGCAACGAGGUGGGGCCAGAGUGUUAUGAGCUGCAGGUGUGCGUGAAGGACUACUGCUUUGCACGAGAGGACCGGACGGUGGGCAUGGCCGUGCUGCAGCUGAAGGAUGUGGCGGCGCGGGGCAGUGUGGCCUGCUGGCUUCCGCUGGGCAAGCGCAUCCACAUGGACGAGACGGGCCUGACCGUGCUGCGCAUCCUCUCACAGCGCAACAACGACGAUGUGGCCAAGGAGUUUGUCAAGCUCAAAUCUGACCAGCGCUCGGCGGAGGAGGGCCGGGGUAGUUAAGAGAAGGUGCCAGUUAGAGAAAGGAAGCUUUGCAGCGUUGUGAAAUCACUGCCCACCUCUUCUUUCUUGUAGUGUUGCACUGACACAGACACCUAAAUGCACACAAACAAACUACACAGAGCAGAUUACACUCUACCACCCCAACAAGGACCAAAAAUCAUUUUGUCCGUUGGAUAGUAAUGCCUAGGACACUGCCAUAACCUGCCAUAAGGCUUGUCUGACAAGCACAGUUUGGCACCUAAAAAGAUACAGGCACAAACCCUUGUAUCUCUUUAAUACUUGAUGUUUGUGAUGUCCUUGAUUUUUAAAGUUAUCAUAUUAUACAAAACAUCAUUGUUGAAAGAUAUUUAAAGAAUAACAUUUAUCUAGUCAUUCAUGCAUAUAAGAAAUAUAUUAACAUUGCAGAUAUUCUAUCAAUAUAAAAAAGAUACAAUUGUCUAACUUCAUACUGAAAGACAUAUAUAUGGAUCUUUAGGUUCUUUUUCCAAGUGCAUUUGGGAAGAGUAGGAAGCAGAGAUAUGACAGUCUAAGUGAAAGCAGGGUUGCUACAUGUCGUACCAUUGAUGCCUCCCACCUCCCCUUUUCAGAUCCCUCUUCCCUAACGUCUGUUAAUGAUGUCUGAGACUCUAUGGAAACCUCUUUUGUAACUGCCUUGUUCAUUUUGUCAAUCAUUUGUGCACCUCCUCAUGGGUGAUCUAUGUCAGGGUAUUUCUCUUUUGCUCUCAGUGUGAUGUCCUUCUCCUCUACUACUGAAAGGCACACUCUUUAAUAGGGCCAAAACCUCCUGUGGUUCAGCUUUUGGAAAAUUAUGCAAACUUUUAGAUUAAGCACAAGAAGACUAUUAUCAAAUGAUACACUGGCUUGCAGUGCACAUACUGUGGACCAAAUACAUCUCACAAAGAAGAGACUACAUUUCUUUUACACCCCUCAUGUAAUGAUGUGAAUGGAAAGAUGGCAGUGACUUGGCUCCUCUCAGUAAUAUCAGAGAAUGUGUAAUCUAGGCGUGUCGAAUAGUAUAAAGUACCUUCUCUGAUCUGUGUCUUUCACUUAAAAUGCUAAUGUACAAUACUGUACAAAAGUCGGAGACCACCCUUUAUUUAUUUAAUUGUCUGUCAAAACAGCCUUUAAGUUCAAGUUAUUAAUUUUUUGGAGUGAGGAUAAAAUCAGAAAACGCAUUACUUAUUAUUAUUUAACAGAAAAUUUUGCAGAAGCCUCAAUAACUAAGCGUAAUAGCACGUUUCUGUGUUCAGUGUCCAUCUUUUUCCUUUUUUACAGCUUCCAUUCAUUUCAUGAGAUUUGCUUUCAGUUUUUCAAGAAAUCUGCAGGGAUGUUUUUCCACACCUCCGAAGUUUAGUCUUAGAAGUUGGUUGCAUUUUCUGCUUCUCAUGUUCCACGUAAUCCCUAAGACUUUCAGUGAUAUUAGGGUCUGGACUCUGGGGUGGUCAGUCUAUUGUUCUGAGAACACCGUCAGCUUCUUUGUUUGAUUUACAAAUGAUGUUCUUUUUGUCUGUGUGCUUUUCUC
Molecule: messenger RNA, 7197 nt
Organism: Colossoma macropomum (tambaqui)
Lineage: Eukaryota; Metazoa; Chordata; Actinopteri; Characiformes; Serrasalmidae
Gene: unc13a
Product: unc-13 homolog A (C. elegans)
Exons: 45
Coding region: 333-5675 (1780 amino acids)
Biological process (GO): synaptic vesicle priming; synaptic transmission, glutamatergic; presynaptic dense core vesicle exocytosis
Cellular component (GO): presynaptic active zone cytoplasmic component; plasma membrane; synaptic vesicle membrane
Molecular function (GO): syntaxin-1 binding; diacylglycerol binding; calcium ion binding
Source: RefSeq, a predicted model, not a curated record